AUGGCAGCGCGCCCCCCGCCCGCGCCCCCCGCCCGCGCCCUCCUGCUCGCCCUGGCCGGGGCUCUGCUGUCGCCCCCCGCGGCCCGAGCGCUGAGCCCGGGAAGCAAGUUAGCCCCCACCAUGCAGCCGUCUGGAAGAAGGGGCCGCGGGGGAGCUUAUGAAGUUGUCCGUGUUUCUCUCUUGAAUGGAGAUCUCUGGGACCCGAUGGAGAGUGUCCACGCAAAGAAUCAUCCAGAAGUAUUGAAUUUUCAAAUACAACUGGGAAGCAAAGAACUGAUCAUACAUCUGGAAAGAAACGAAGGUCUCCUUGCUAGCAGUUUCACAGAAACUCAUUAUCUGCAAGAUGGUACUGACAUCUCCCUCAGUCGAAAUCACACGGGUCACUGCUACUACCACGGACACGUGCAAGGACACUCUGGUUCCACCGCCAGCUUCAGCACUUGCUCUGGCCUCAGGGGACUUAUUACAUUUGAAAAUAACACCUAUAUCUUGGAACCAAUGGAAAGUGAAACAAACAAAUACAAGCUCUUCCCGUUGGAGAAGCUGAAGGGCACGUGGGGGUCCUGCGGGUCACAUCACAGCACGUCUGCGCUCCCUGCAGGGAACUGGCUCCCACCACCCUCCCGGACGUGGCCAAGAAGGCAUAAAAGAGAAACCCUCAAGAUGACCAAGUACGUAGAGCUGGUUAUCGUAGCAGACAACAGGGAGUUUCAGAGGCAAGGAAAAGAUCUGGAAAAAGUUAAGCAGCGAUUAAUAGAGAUUGCUAAUCACGUUGACAAGUUUUACAGAUCCCUGAACAUUCGGAUAGUGCUGGUGGGCGUGGAGGUGUGGAAUGACAUCGACAAAUGCUCCAUAAGUCAGGACCCGUUCACAAGCCUCCAUGAAUUUCUGGAUUGGAGAAAGAUGAAGCUUCUACCUCGCAAAUCACAUGACAAUGCCCAGCUCAUCAGCGGGGUUUAUUUCCAAGGGACGACCAUUGGCAUGGCCCCGAUCAUGAGCAUGUGUACCGCCGAGCAGUCGGGAGGGAUCGUCAUGGACCAUUCAGACAGCCCCCUUGGCGCCGCCGUGACCCUGGCACAUGAGCUGGGCCACAACUUCGGGAUGAACCACGACACGCUGGAGCGAGGCUGUGGUUGCAGCGUGGCUGCCGACAAAGGAGGCUGCAUCAUGAACCCCUCCACAGGGUUCCCAUUCCCCAUGGUGUUCAGCAGCUGUAGCAAGAAGGACCUGGAGGUCAGCCUGGAGAAGGGCGUGGGGAUGUGCCUCUUCAACCUGCCGGAAGUGAAGCAGUCUUUUGGGGGCCAGAAGUGUGGGAACGGCUAUGUGGAACAAGGAGAGGAGUGUGACUGCGGGGAGCCUGAGGGAUGUGUGAAUCUUUGCUGCAACGCCAGCACGUGCACCCUGAAGCCGGACGCCGUGUGUGCCCAUGGGCUGUGCUGCCAAGACUGCCAGCUCAAACCGGCGGGAACAGCAUGCAGGGACUCCAGCAACUCCUGCGACCUCCCAGAGUUCUGCACGGGGGCCAGCCCGCACUGCCCCGCCAACGUGUACCUGCAUGACGGGCACCCGUGCCAGGGGGCGGACGGCUACUGCUACAACGGCGUCUGCCAGACCCACGAGCAGCAGUGCGUCACACUCUGGGGACCAGGUGCUAAACCUGCCCCUGGGAUCUGCUUUGAGAGAGUCAACUCUGCAGGUGACCCGUACGGCAACUGUGGCAAAGACUCCAAGAGUUCCUUUGCCAAAUGCGAGAUGAGAGAUGCUAAAUGUGGAAAAAUCCAGUGUCAAGGAGGUGCCAGCCGGCCCGUCAUUGGUACCAAUGCCGUCUCCAUAGAAACAAACAUCCCGCUGCAGGAAGGAGGUCGGAUUCUGUGCCGUGGGACCCACGUGUACUUGGGCGAUGACCUCCCGGACCCCGGGCUGGUGCUUGCUGGCACCAAGUGUGCAGAUGGAAAAAUUUGCCUCAAUCGUCGCUGUCAAAACACAAGCGUCUUUGGCGUUCAGGAGUGUGUGAAGCAGUGUCACCAAAGAGGGGUGUGUAACAACCGCAAGAACUGCCACUGCGAGGCCCACUGGGCACCUCCGUUCUGUGACAAGUUUGGCUUCGGGGGAAGCACAGACAGCGGCCCCAUCCGGCGAGCAGAUAACCAAGGUUUAACCAUAGGAAUUCUGGUGGCCAUCCUCUGUCUUCUUGCUGCUGGAUUUGUCGUUUAUCUGAAAAGGAAGACAUUAAUUCGCCUGCUGUUUACAGAUAAAAAAACCACCAUUGAAAAGCUAAGGUGUGUGCGCCCUUCGCGGCCGUCUCGCGGCUCCCACCCUGGUCAGGCUCACCUCGGCCCCCUCAGCAAAGGCCUGAUGAGGAAGCCGCCACAUUCCAGCAUGUCGAAGGACAAUACCAGGAGAUGGCCCCCAUGUCAGAACGUGGACAUCAGCGGGCCCCUCCGAGCCCAUGACGCCCCUCCACCCACUUCUCCUCAGCGAGUGCUCCCGCCCCUCCAGAAGGUUCCUCGUGCGCCCCUCGUCCCCGCCAGACCCCUGCCGGCCAGCCCUGCACUCCGGCAGGCCCAGGGAACUCGAAAGCCAAACCCUCCUCAGAAGCCUCUGCCUGCAGAUCCUUUGAGCAGGACCAGCCGGCUCGCCAGGGCCCCAGGACAGCAGGAGGCUGGGCUCCGCCUGGUGCCCCUCAGACCCACUCCCAAGCACCCCCACCAAGUGCCCAGGCCCCCCCACACCACCUACACGAAGUGAGAAGCAAGUCGACACCUUUUCUCGACAGCGAAGACAGAAGUUUGCACUAUCGUUCAACUCCAGUUGGAGUUUGGUUUUUUGUACCAACUUAAUAGAACUUUUUUAAAAAUGUCUAAAACACCCGUAUUCUCCAAACUCGAGCUACUGCCGUCGGUGCUGUGCUGUGCUAUGGUGCUCUGUACACUUGCUCAGGAACUUGUAAAUUAUUAAUUUAUGCCCGAUGCUGGCUCCAGUGCAGUGCGCUGCGGGAGGCAUUUUUUUUUUUUUAAACCCAUCACUGAGUUUUCCAUGGAAGGAAGCCUUGUGCGCUUUCAGUAGUUCAGUGAACUUGAAAUCUCAUGCUGCAUGGGAUUCUGGACAGGAGGUUGUCUUUUUGAUCGAGGCUUUAUUGGCAGAACGGUUCUCCAACAAUCGCUCCAGGGCUAUGGUCAUGGCACAGACCCAGCUCAGGAGCCCCCAGGCAGAACCUUGAGUGAUUCUCUGGAACCCCCGAUGAUCCCAGCCCAGGGCCAGGGGCUUCACGUCCAGGCUGGGGCUGGGCUUUCAGGGAGCCCCUGGGCCUCAGCCCUCCAGCAGCCACACCUUGAAGGUCCAGGAUAGAAGGGGAGGCCCUGGCUUCUGGCCGGGAGGGUCUGGAGAGAACCUGAGCCAGGGCACAGACUGGAACACAAGGCCAGGCAGAAACUUGACCUUGAGCUCACAGGCCUUGAGCACAUUUGGAGAGCAGACAAAAACCACUGCUUUACAGAAACACUGCCCUUCCCACGAUGCUGUGGCCUCAGCACCUUGUUUAGAUGGGGCAGGGGGGUAUUUGUGCAAGUGGGCUACACCCAGGCACUGCAAGCCUCCAGCCCCCUGGGACUGCUUGGAGCUAAGCAAAUUACCACCUUAUCUUCUCAACUGUAAUACAAUGAUUCUGUGUUCGGACAGAUAGAUGAGGCUUUCCAUGGGACCGUAACUAUUUUCAGAUGUGAACCAGUAACCAGAUCUAGUGAAUCAAUGUUGUAGAUAAAAAUCUCUCCUUGCAAAAUUCAGCUUAUUAAAAAUUAGGCAGACUCCCUAUGCCCACAGAAACUACAACCAAACAGAACGCCGUGUGGCCGGCUGUGUCUACCAUCCAUUUAAGUGACUUGUCAGUUAUUUUGGGGGCAUUCUGUGUUCCCAGCCUGGCUGCGGGACUCUCUCAAAGAUGUUUUCAGCAUGUCUGAAUUCUUUUUUUUUAACGCUCGCAACCCACCUGUUGAGCAUCACAGAAUGUGAUAAGGAAAUCAAUUCUUAAUCCUAAAUAUUCAUGAAAUGUGGUCUUGGGCAGCGGCUCCUUCAACAUUUUGCUCUUCAAGUGUCUGACUGGGGAGACGUUUUCACAAAGAGAUCUUGAAGUUGCCUAUAUUAAUGGCACGAAAAUUACAAAAAUCCUCAGACAAGGUAAAAAUGCCAUUACGCCUGUGUUGUAGUCGGGUCACAUGUGACUCCUUUUCACACUCGAAAGCAGUUGACCACAGUUCCGUAAUUCACUCCGAGUACUUUAUGAUAAAGACUUCAGGGGGUGUCAUUUCAGCAGUUUGCCUGCACCUUGAAGCACAGAGACCAGGAAUAGACCAAGAAUCAGCUUGCCUUCCGGAAAACACUCACCCCUUGUUCCCCACUGUAUCUCGGCAACAUAGUACUCAUGGAUCACGGAUAGACUAAAUAAAUCCGUGUCACAAACACACAAAACGGAGCCCAGAUCUGAUACAUUCCAACCCCUAUAGAGUAUGUCUAUCAUACAAUUAUUAUUUUCUUAAAAAGGCAAAGCCAUGUUAGAAAGUAUUACUGCUGAAUAUCUACAGAAUUACUGUAAUUGAUAGUACAUUUGGUAACUGUAUCAAGGCCAAAACACAUGCUGUUGAAAAGUUUACAGAAUUUUCAUGGUGCGUUAUGUGGGUACUGUCUUUACAGGUGCCCAGAUUCUUAGAUCUGUCAUUCUGCCCCUCCUCCUAUUAUCAGGAAGAGGAUGUGAAUUUUGUCUUUUUUGUCUGUCCUUAGCUAGAAUUCCUAUGUUUCCAUUUCAGACAACCAGGAAUAGAUUGGUAUUAAAAAAGGUUAACGCUGUGAUCUUCUGAUGACACGAGUCAUCAGUGGUCAUUUAGGGGCGGCAGCUGAUGACACAGCCCUCUCUCUGCAGCCCAAAUUGUGUUUAUAGAGCCGUACGAGUUAUUAUUGAGUACGAACAUGUUUAAACCUAACAUCCCUUGACAAAUAUAGAUAUUAAAGGAACAAUACUUCCAAGAUACAGUAUGUAUCAACUGAUGCAUUUUAGCAUACGUUCCAUUUUAAUAUAACUAAAGAACCACAGUCAGGGAUUUUUUUGAUGGGGGGAGGGGGGAAGCAGUGGGGAGGUGUACCUCUCCCUUUUUAUAUGCUUAUAGAUGAUCGAAACAAAAAAAUCAAUGCUUUUAUUUCCAUGGCAGUCGAUUUUUAAUAUUUUAAAUGUUUUAUAGGCAUGAAUGAGGGUUGAUUUGAGUUUAUAAGGCCAUCACUAAGAAAUUUAACGUGCCUAGACCCAAAGCAGGUUCUGAGGGUUGUCACUUUCCUUCCCCUGUCUUGUUAUCAUUGUAGCUUACAUGACCCAAGUGGUAAGUGACCGGGAAGUAUAGGGCUAAUCUUCCAGGCAUUCUCUUUAAAAGUUUAUCUCCUGAAUUUUUUGGUAACAGUUUGUUUCCCUGACACAUGGAAUCAGAUGUGUAGCAACCAAGAGAAACAAUGCAUAACAUUUUCCAUUGUCCGAAUAUGCAUACAGAGGUUACACUUCCCAGUGUGAAUUUUCCAGCUUACACAUGUGGGAUGACAUCACAGAAACCACAAAAGCAACAAAUUAAACUACAUGAGCAUAAAUACUCCUGACCGGUCUCAGAGGGGACAUUUUUAUGCCUUCUUAACUUUAUUAUGAAUUCUCAGGCUGAAACCACAGGCCAUUGUUCUCUGGCAAAUCAGUACAAUGCCAUCACUGCAUCCCCUCAAAGAAAAACAGCAAAAACUUUGAUCCGUGUCAAGCUGUGAUCUCCCCGGUGCUGCAGAGAGCCUGGUGCUGGGCGGGCUGGAAUACCCCAGCGCCUUCCUGCCAUCUCAGCUGAUGUUUACUAAGCAUUCUGAGCCAAUGCGACCCUAAUAACUAAAAGGGCAAGAUGCCUGGGCAGCUGGACUGGAUCUUUCUCACGCAAGCUGACCCCUGGGCGGGCUUUCCUCGUGAGGCUGAUUCCAUUGAAAACUUCUGCAAGGGAGGGCUCCCUUCAGUGUUCUGGAAGCAGCAGGCCCAGGGCAGAUGUGCUCUGGAGCUCUCUCCUCCCUGCUGUCAGUAGGACCCCGGGUAGCCACAAGUGACCCAGAUAAACAGGGUACCAGCCCUCUCCAGGAGUCUCCCAGUGCCGUGCUGACCCCUAGGUCUGACUCCAUACACUAUGGCUGACUGGUGGGCGACACUGCAGCUGCCAUCUUGUCCCUCCCCACCACCCCAGAGGCUGCCCCAGGCUGCUACAGUCACCCAUCCCCCCCCCCC
Messenger RNA from Neogale vison (American mink), 6283 nucleotides. RefSeq names its product ADAM metallopeptidase domain 12 (gene ADAM12). The transcript is spliced from 23 exons. Gene Ontology annotation, molecular function: metalloendopeptidase activity. The record is from RefSeq and is a predicted model, not a curated record. Gene Ontology annotation, biological process: proteolysis. Bases 1 to 2748 code for a protein of 915 amino acids. NCBI's taxonomy places the organism in Eukaryota, Metazoa, Chordata, Mammalia, Carnivora, Mustelidae.